Messenger RNA from Acyrthosiphon pisum (pea aphid), 798 nucleotides. It is a transcript of the gene Rfesp, whose product is annotated as rieske iron-sulfur protein. Gene Ontology annotation, cellular component: membrane. Gene Ontology annotation, molecular function: 2 iron, 2 sulfur cluster binding; quinol-cytochrome-c reductase activity. The record is from RefSeq and is marked validated. NCBI's taxonomy places the organism in Eukaryota, Metazoa, Arthropoda, Insecta, Hemiptera, Aphididae.
GAUAAUAGAUCGAAAUAUCAAGUAACUAGUAAGGUCAGCCCUAGUUUCGACCUUUUUUUUCGUCAACGGUGGCGGAUUAACUUUUUUUAUUCAAUACCUAGUAGGCUAACAGUUCAUCAUGUUCCGUAAUAUUUCUACUGCGGUGAAAGGAUGUACCGAAGUCGUGGCGACCACAUCCACUAAGGCGCCGUGCCCAGGUAAACCGUCUAAACAAACUGUGCCGCCUAGGAAAAUCUACCUGACCAACUUCACCUUGCAAAGUAGUCUGCUAUCCAAGAAAGCAUUGACUCCAGUUACCGCGACCCAAAUUCGUUUGGUCCACACCGAUUUCAAGAUCCCAGAUUACACCGAUUACCGUCGUAACUCUGUGAAAGACCCGAGCGCUUCUAACCGCGACACAUAUGAAAAUCGAAAUGCCUUCACAUACAUGGUUCUGGGUACUGCCGUCACUGGCACAAUGUUCUGCGCUAAGGCAAUCGUUCACAAGUUUGUCUUGUCAAUGGCACCGGCCGCCGAUGUCUUGGCCCUGGCAUCCAUAGAAGUUAACCUUAAUGAUAUACCGGAGGGCAAGAAUGCAACCAUCAAGUGGAGAGGAAAGCCCUUGUUCGUAAGACAUCGUACAACCGCAGAAAUCGAAACAGAACAAAAUACCUCUCUAGCUGAACUCAGAGACCCAGAGGACGACUCUGUCAGAGUUCAAAAGCCCGAAUGGUUGGUAAUCGUUGGAGUAUGCACUCAUUUAGGUUGUGUACCAAUUGCAAAUGCAGGAGAUUGGGGUGGUUAUUACUGCCCAUGUCA